Molecule: messenger RNA, 3143 nt
Organism: Acanthaster planci (crown-of-thorns starfish)
Lineage: Eukaryota; Metazoa; Echinodermata; Asteroidea; Valvatida; Acanthasteridae
Product: cytochrome P450 4F1-like
Molecular function (GO): oxidoreductase activity, acting on paired donors, with incorporation or reduction of molecular oxygen; monooxygenase activity; heme binding
Source: RefSeq, a predicted model, not a curated record
UCAAGGUUUGUAACAGGUACAGUUCAUGUUGUUUGAAGCUGGGCGCGUGUACCAAAAUGAUUUGGCAAGCAAUUUGCAUAGCACUUGCAACGGCCUUCUUGUGGAGAGUUCUCGUGUCACUGAAACAGGUUGUGAGUUGGAGGAAUGCCAUGAAGAAGCUGCCCACUCCGCCUGGAGCGCACUGGCUCUUUGGCCACCAAAAGCAACGUCCUUUCGAUCCCGGCUUCAAGUGGCUGCUGGAUACCGUGAAAGCCUUUCCCCGCGUCUACACCUUGUGGCAAGGACCAAUUCCCUUUCCCGUUCUGGUCCAUCCUGAGACCAUCAAGCCGCUGCUGACGGGGACUGUAGCCAGCAAAAAGUCUCCGUUGUACAAACUUAUGGCUGACUGGCUGGGUGAGGGGUUGGUAACAUCGAACGGGGCCAAAUGGAAGAGAAAUCGCCGGCUCUUGACUCACUCUUUUCACCUGGACGUCCUUCGCACCUACACCUCUGUGUACAACGACUGCGUGGAGGUACUGCUGGGGAAGAUGGACCAACUAGCUGUCCAGGGCAAGCCCAUUGAUGUCAAUCGUGAGCUUGUACUUGCCACAUUUGAUGUCAUUCUUCGCACUGCCUUUUCUUACAAAUCGAAUUGCCAGCUUCAAGAGCUGCCAAAGGAAGAGGGGUUAGAUGUCUUUUCUGCAUGCGAAACCAUGACUCGGUUUAUUCAGGAACGCCAAUUCCGCAAUCCUUUUCUCCUAAUCCCUUUGGUGUUUCGAUUGAGUUCCGGUUAUCCCGAGUAUAAGAAGGCCUUCCAGUACCUCCGUAAACUUGCUCAGCAAAUUAUUGAAGAGCGAACGAAGGAAAUCGCCCAGAAGAUGGAGGCUGGUAACCCCAUCACUAAACCACGUGAUUUCUUGGACACGCUUGUGAUGGCCAGAGAUGCAGACGGCAAGGGCUUCACUACGAAGGAAAUGUCGGAUGAAGUUAACACCUUUAUGUUUGCCGGCCAAGACACCACAUCCACUUCCUUGACAUGGCUGCUACACAUCCUGGCAAAGUAUCCUGAGCACCAGACGAAGAUUAGGGAAGAAGUGAAGGAGAUUUUGGCCGAUAGAGACUCUGACAGAAUUACGAGCAAGGACCUCAGCCGUAUGGAGUAUAUGACUCUUGUCAUCAAGGAGUCCAUGAGAAUGAUGAACGCAGGAGCGUUGGUUACUCGUACCGUGACUGUGCCGUACAAAGUAGAGGGCGUUACAAUCCCUGCCGGAUCAACGGUAUUUCUUGGCAUUCACCAGCUCCACCACAACCCGAGCGUCUGGGGCCACGACCACAUGGAGUUCAAGCCCUCUCGAUUCCUUCCUGAAAACUUUUCCCAGAUGGACCCGUUCGCUUACAUGCCUUUCUCAGCCGGAGCGAGGAAUUGCCUUGGUCAGCAGUUCGCCUUGAAUGAGAUGAAGGUGUUUUUGGGUCGAAUCCUGAUGAGGUUCCGUCUGAGUCUGGUUGACGGGGAACCAGAGCCAGUUCCACAGAUGAACCUCGUCACUAAACCAAUGGAACCAUUGUAUAUCGCCAUUGAACAUCUUCAUGGGAAUUAAAUCAUCCAUAGAGUGAAGAUGGCGGGAACCCCAACUUUGUGAGGAAUGAUUGUGAAAAAUAAUAAGCUCUCAUCUGUUGAUAUAGCAAAAACUCUACCAAAAAUAAAUACUGCUGUUUGUCAAAAUGCCAUACAUACGCCCACAAUUUGAAAUCAAGUUGUAUAAACCUGGAAUGUGAAACCUUUUAAAAGAGCUUAUAAUCCUAAUUAUAAUCGAUUACAAUUGAUAAGCCAAGGUAAGCUGUCCUGAUUGAUAUCAGGUAGCCAAAUAGGUAUAUGAAGGUUAUACCGAAGCUGCUUUUAAAAUUGUGUUUUAAUAGUGCAUUGUGUUGAUUUGCGUUACGACUGCUGUAUGAGAAACGCCAACCUCUUCGCUUAAUUUAGUAAGUAUUUGGUUUGAAAUAGUGAUAUUGUGUUAAUCUGUUUAUGAGAUAUAUUUUAUUGUUACUUUUACUUUUUAUGUUAUGGUGCUGAUAGAUUAGGUUUAUAUGCCUAUUGAUAUAAAAAAAAAACCCAGAUUGUUCUUUGCGUGUCCAAAUGAUAAUUUUAAUUGCUUGAAAUGUAAAUCAAUGGAGACAAUUUUAGGUAGAAUUAUAAGCUUGCAUUACAGCAGCUUUAAGUUUAAGUGAACUUUCAAAACGAUUGAGUUAUAGGUAAAUUUAUAGGGUCCGUUUAACUGAAAAUAUGUGAAAUUUUUGUUUGGAUUGUCGGUAUUAGCUAUUGAGAGUAUUGCUUAAUGUAUGUUUGCUUGGUUUUACUUGUUCAACACUAUAAAAAAUACCAAUGAUAUUCAUGCCAUAGCCUAUUGUUGCGUUAGUCAAAGGAAGAAUAUUGUGUGAGAGAUUUAUUCUUGAUGAAUAAAAGUUUUGGUAGUUAGCUAUUUGAAGCAUCCACGACUGCGUGUUUACCUAGUUUAAUAGUGUUGGCCUUUUGGUUUAUGGUUGCUAAAGCAGGCUGCAUGUACUUAAUCUCAUAAAUGUUUGAAAUAUCAUCUUAUCUUGUCACCUUCAUUGAAGUGACAUAUUGGACGUAUUUUUGACGCUAAUUCCAGGCCAUUAUUAUGUAGACAGUCUUUCUGUCUUAAUAGUAAACACUGAUAAUUUGAAAGUAGCAAGAUUUAUAUUGUGUGGGGGAUGGACAAGUCGAUCCCUGAUUGAAACUUUGCUGUCAUAAUUGUGAAGGAAUGCUCUACGUUCCCGGGGAGUUGAUUCUUUUGAAUAUUUUAGAUAAAACUCGAUUCUUUUAGACAAACAAAUGACAAGUUCCAAUUUUACCUUCAUUUAAAACCUUGGAAAAGGAAACGUGUUUUUGGAAUUUACUUUUUUUUUUUUAAAUACCUAUGUUUACAAACAAAAUAUUGCUGUAUAACCGCUACCUAUCUUCCAAAAUUUCCUUUUAUGUUUGUAAAUUGUGUCAGCUUGUAAGUCGCAGUUUUUCAGGGUCAUAGAUUUAUCUUAAACUUUUCAUUAAUGAUAUAAUACGAGCAACGUAGGUAUAGAGGCAAAUACAGUGUGGGCGUGAUAAAAUUAAAGCCUACUUUUUCUUCGUCCUGUGAAAAUGGAAUGCA